AUGGAUCCAAGGAAUCCGUAUAGCCAGUCUGUUGGUUAUACGAGCCUUCUUUACAGUCAACACGACAAUGUUAAUGAUGGAAACUCUCCUUAUGAGAGUUUUCCUUCUGGAUCUUCACAGAUCCCUCAAUUCAGUUCUCAACAGUCUGUUGCUCCAACUCCACCCACAGAUCAACCCGUGGAGCGUGGGAGGAGACAUAAAUGGACCCCAGCCGAGGACGAGAUGCUGAUAAGUGCUUGGUUAAAUACCUCAAAGGACGCUAUAGUCGGCAAUAACCAGAAAUCAGAGAGACAAAUAUCCAGUGGUCAACAUGAGAACGAUGUACUCAAGGUGGCCCAUGAAAUAUUCUUCGCGGAUCAGGGGUCCAAAUUCACACUGGAGCAUGCGUGGUGUGUGUUGAGGUAUGAGCAGAAAUGGCUCAACCUCAACAGCACUAAAGCUUCUGAUAGUUCUAAGAGGAAAACCGUUGACCCAGAUUCCCAAACUGAAACGACAGGUGUUGGUGAAGAAGAGAUACGCCCUGAAGGUGUAAAGGCUGCAAAAGCUAAACGUAAUGGGACUGGGAAGUCUGUUGAUUACUAUACAACGGUACUUGAACUGAGGAAGGUGGAUUUGGAUAGGAAAGAAAAGCUCCAGAAGCUUGCCAUCUUAGACACACUCCUGACCAGGACGCAACCACUCAGUGAGGCUGAGGAAGCAGCCAAAAACAAGAUCCUCGCCGAGUAUAUUUAG
This is a messenger RNA of Brassica rapa (field mustard), 732 nucleotides long. RefSeq names its product glutathione S-transferase T3-like. The record is from RefSeq and is a predicted model, not a curated record. Lineage: Eukaryota; Viridiplantae; Streptophyta; Magnoliopsida; Brassicales; Brassicaceae.